AUGGUAUCUCUAUUUUCUCCGUUCCGCAGCACAUACCGAUACCUCCAAUAUGCAGCGCACGAACACCCAGCAGUCUUCUUCUCGAUUGCCAUUGGAUCUGUUGGACCAGUGGCAGUCUUGACAGUGCCCCCUAUUCGUAAAGCAUACGGUUGGAAGCCUGCUGAAAAGGUUCCUACUUCUUACCCUCUUCCCGCUCGCGCACGUCAAGAGAUCACUGCGUACGACGACGAAGAGUGA
Ustilago hordei is the source of this 237-nucleotide messenger RNA. RefSeq lists its product as uncharacterized. The transcript has 3 exons. NCBI's taxonomy places the organism in Eukaryota, Fungi, Basidiomycota, Ustilaginomycetes, Ustilaginales, Ustilaginaceae. The record is from RefSeq and is a predicted model, not a curated record. The coding region runs from base 1 to 237 and encodes 78 amino acids.